Molecule: messenger RNA, 260 nt
Organism: Aspergillus welwitschiae
Lineage: Eukaryota; Fungi; Ascomycota; Eurotiomycetes; Eurotiales; Aspergillaceae
Exons: 1
Coding region: 80-259 (59 amino acids)
Source: RefSeq, a predicted model, not a curated record
CUAAAACUCCACCGCCGCUUUCGGUAAGCCAACCCCCUGCAUCAUCAUCAUCCAUCUAGCAUCGGCUCUGCCCUGUGGCAUGCUUUGCCUGCCAUCCAUAGUUGCUUCUCCACACAUGCUUUCACUUGUCUCCCCGCUCUUCCCCUGUUCGCCGUUGUUACUGUUGUACUUGCCGCUCAUUCGGCUUCCCCGACUUUGCAAUCCGAUGCAUCAUCUACUACUAUUACUUCCACGUUCUCCAAAUCCGGGAUGUAUUUAAA